GCUAGAACCUAUUUGUCUGUCAGUCCAUUGUGAGUGGGAAUUUGAUGUAGUGAAGAACAGAAACUAUUAUUCAUCAAAGAAGGAAAAAAAGAAAAAGAGGGCAGAGAAAUUAUUCUCUGUUUUGUAGCAUUUGCCCAGGUGGUGCCUCAGUGUGUGUGUAGCAUUUCUCAGCUUUCAUUACUAGAGAAUUGGAUGCCCUUUUCUAGUUAUUGAUUUCUCCAUUUUUUUAUUUUUUGUGUCAGAAUUUGAGCUAUGGAUAAUUGCCUUCCUGAUUGGAACACUGACCUUGGAGUUGAAAUCCCUUCGCCUAUUCAGAGAAAAUCUUUGGGAUUAGACAGCGAGCUGGUGGAGCUCUUGUGGCAGAACGGAGAGGUAGUUUUGCACAGCCAAACCAAUAGAAAACAAAGCUUUGAUCCCACUAAGUCCAAGCAAGUUCAUAAGCCUGACCAGUUGACAAGUCGAGCCAGUGAGAAUCCAAAUAAUUUGAUUCAAGAUGAUGAGACGGUGUCAUGGAUCAAUUGCGCAAUUGAUGAAUCCUUUGAGAAAGAGUUUUGUGCUAACUUUUUGCCGGAAAUUCCAUCGUCUAUUCCUAUUGAGGCCAACAAGCUCCCCGAAAAAUAUGAUGGUGAAAAGGUUUCCAAAUUUGGUGCAUCAAAUGUUAACAAUAUUUCCCCUGGCCAACAACGGAUCGAUUUUGCUCGACCACCUCCAAGAUUUGGGACCUGUGAUGUAGCCCAUCAGCGAAAGAACUUAGGAGGUAUCCGGAAACAGGGUGAUCUUCAGCUGCCUGUCAAAAAUCAGGCAUGUUCGGUUAUGACAAUAGGGUCUAGCCAUUGUUCCAGCAACCAAGUUGUAAAUGAGGUGGAUAUGACUUGGGCAUCUAGCUGUGGGAUCGGUAGCAGAGACAUUUCUGCAUGGACAGAUGAGAAUUAUGGUCGGAAAGUAAGCCCUCCAUGCGAAAGCACUGAAAGAGAGACACUUGGACAAGCUAUUACAUCUUCGUCCGGGGGAUCAGGUAGUAGUUUUUGGAAAACCAGCAGUCAAUCUAAUGACACCAAUAGGAACAAACGGAAAAGUAGGGAUGUUGAAGAAUCCGAAUGUCAGUCUGAUGCUACUGAAUUGGAAUCAGCUGCGGGAAAUAAGUCGUCCAAGAAAUCUGGAACUACUCGUAGGAACCGUGUAGCUGAAAUGCAUAACCUAUCCGAGAGGAGACGAAGGGAUAGGAUCAAUGAGAAGAUGAGGGCGCUACAGGAGCUUAUCCCUCACUCCAACAAGUCAGAUAAGGCAUCCAUGUUGGACGAGGCAAUCGAAUACAUGAAGUCCUUGCAAAUGCAACUUCAGUGGAUGUGGAUGGGAAGUGGGAUGGCGACAAUGAUGCUUCCAGGCAUGCAGCACUAUAUGUCCCGCUAUGGAAUGAGGAUGGGACCGCCAAUGCUUCCGGCAAUCCAAAACUUCAUGCGUGUAUCGAGGUUGCCGCUCGUCGAUCAAGCCAUGAGUAUAGCUCCCACUGCGAACCAAGCAUCGAUCAGCCACAGUCCAGUUAAUUAUCAGAAUCAAAUGCAAAAUGCAGUUUUCCCAGAGCAAUAUGCUAAUUACAUGGGCUUCCACUCGAUGUCAAAUACAUCACAGGCAAUGAACAUGUUCAACUACGGUUCCCAUUCCGCACAACAGAUUCAGGCAUUAGCACCACCGGGCAACGGCAAUGGAUCUACUGCAUGAAAUGCAUUUGGCUGAUAAUGCGGCAAAUCAGCAGCAAGGACAACGAGCACGUUGAACAUGUAUUUACUGAAUGUUUGAGGUCUGAGCUGCUUGAAAGAUACGGCCCUCAAAAUGUCCGAGUCCAGCUGAUCAUAAGCAAUGGUGUUUACGGAUGAAGAGCUCCAUAUAUUGAAGGAUACUUAUACUUGCACGCAUACAUACGAAGGUACUUAAUGAAUUAUACCGUGCUUGCUACUGAAUUUAUAUCGAGAUCAUGUGCUCGACUGUGCUUUUCUGAGUUCUCUUUUCACUGAAUGACAGUUAAUACAGCAUAGAUGAGAUAUGUCGAGUUUGUUGGAACCUUAUGUACUUGCUAUACUGCAAUGCAAUGGAAGUUGUAUAUUUCUCAAAAGUUUAUAUGUGAAUCAGUUGAUAUACAGAAGUUUGGCAUCUCUAUGAGUU
Sesamum indicum (sesame) is the source of this 2160-nucleotide messenger RNA. Its product is annotated as transcription factor PIF4. Gene Ontology annotation, biological process: regulation of DNA-templated transcription. Gene Ontology annotation, molecular function: DNA-binding transcription factor activity; protein dimerization activity. NCBI's taxonomy places the organism in Eukaryota, Viridiplantae, Streptophyta, Magnoliopsida, Lamiales, Pedaliaceae. The record is from RefSeq and is a predicted model, not a curated record.